AGCUGUGCUGACAUUCGUGUACUUGGUAGACGAACAACUUCCAACACGUAUACGCCAAAUUCGACAUCAGUUAAAUCAUCUAGUGACAACCAUGGUGCUGCUGGCAGCAGCGGUAUGCAACAAGUCGGGGAAAGCAAUCAUCUCACGACAGUUCGUUGAGAUGACACGCUCCCGUAUAGAAGGCCUAUUGGCUGCCUUCCCUAAGCUGAUGAACACAGGCAAGCAGCACACAUUUGUGGAGACAGAGAGUGUACGAUAUGUGUACCAACCACUAGAGAAGCUCUAUGUUGUUCUGAUAACCACAAAGGCCAGUAAUAUAUUGGAGGAUCUGGAAACUUUAAGACUGUUUGCCAGAGUAAUACCAGAGUACUGCAGAAACAUGGAGGAAAGUGAUAUCGUAGAUCAAGCCUUCCCUCUCAUCUUUGCAUUUGACGAGGUGGUCGCUUUAGGUUAUCGAGAAAAUGUCAACCUGGCACAAAUUCGUACAUUUACAGAAAUGGACUCGCAUGAGGAGGCUGUAGCAAAGUCUGUUCGAGAGACACAAGAAAGAGAAGCCAAGGAUCUAAUGAAAAAGAGAGCCAAGGAACUUCAGGCACAACGGCGCGAUGCCCAGAAAAGUGGGGGCCGCAGUGCUGGAUUUGGUGGUGGGUUUGGAAGUUCAUCCUAUUCAUCUUCAUCCCAAAGUUCUGUCAUGGACACACCUACCGACACACCUAAGCCCUCAUACACAGCACCUGCCAGCCGACCGACAGGUGGAGGAAAAGCCUUGCGUUUGGGAAGUAAGAAGAAGGAUGUAGACACAUUUGUUGGACAGCUGGAGUCAGAGGGAGAAAAAGUAUCCAAGGCAACAACAUCCCUGUCUUCAACAGUAGCCAAAGCCAGUACACCAGCAGUAGACCAGGAUGGAGUCCACAUUGCAAUAGAGGAAAAGAUCUCCGUAUCUGCAGGUCGUGACGGUGGCUUACAGAAUAUGGAGAUACAUGGAAUGUGCAAAGUCAAGGUGAAUGACUCUGAUUGUGGUCGUAUCAAGAUCAACAUGGUGAACAAUGACCAGAGAGGCAUUCAGAUGCAGACUCAUCCAAACAUAGACAAAAAAUUGUUCAACUCAACAUCAUGUGUAGUUCUAAAGAACCCAGACAAACCUUUCCCUAUUGGCCAAGAUGUGGGUGUUCUUAAGUGGAGGUUCCAGACACAAGAUGAGGCUUUCAUGCCUUUGUCAAUAAACUGUUGGCCAAAUGAGACACCAGAUGGCUGUGAGGUGAAUAUUGAGUAUGGCCUAGAACAGCCUUCACUGGAACUGCAAGAUGUACUCAUCACAAUUCCUCUCCCGUCGGGUGUUGGUGGACCAGUUGUCGGAGACUGUGAUGGCGAAUAUAAUUAUGAUAGUCGAAAAAACCAGCUACAGUGGUCCCUUCCUGUAAUAGACAAAUCCAAUAAGAAUGGCACUCUAGAAUUCAGUAUAGCCGGUCAUCCCGAUGAUUUCUUCCCUGUCGACGUGUCAUUUGUGUCCAAAUUAUCAUACUGUGAUUUACAGAUUUCGGAGGUCGUGAUGUUGGAUGGUGAACAACCAGUUAAAUAUUCAUCAGAAACGCUGUUUUAUGUGGACAAAUAUGAAUUUGUGUAGGAAUCAUGAACUAUUCUAAUUUCUUUUGUUUAUUGAGACAUUGGCAGCAGUCUGGUGCACUUGAUAUGUAUCUUUGGGGGACUUAGUGGCAGACUAGCUCAUACAAAAGCCAUACAUCAGACAUAAUCCAGAUGUUCUGCAAAAGGUCAUCUGUUUCUUUUCUGCUUUUGAAGGACAUUGAGCCCUCGCUGAUCACUAUAAACACAGACUGGCUGUAGCUGCCAAAAAGGCGGCAGAUUGUAUUUAAGAAUAUUUCUGCCACACAUCGUUCGGUUUUAAAAAUCAGACAUGUAAACCAGUGCAGGAUUUGAAUGUACUGGAUUUGUACACUACAAACUGAAAGAGACAACAGAAAGUGCUGAAAGGUUUGCAACUGAAAGUCAUGAAGCAUCAUAUAAAUUAAGUAGUGCAUGUUUAUAAUAUUCGUCAGUUUAUUUAACACAAACUGAUGUGUAUGUUUUUGUCCCAUUGUCAAGGUGUUCAUACAUGACAAUGAUAUCUUUUACCUUCAAAUCAAUUAUAUAUCGAAGGUUUGGAGGGUAUUCCUAGAAAUGGUUAAGGCUGUGCUUAGAAUUAUCACAAACAAGAAAUUUGAGACAAUGCUGGGUGAGGUUUUUUUGAACACCUGUGGACUGAGUAUCAAUUAGAUGCUUAGGUGCAAUGAUAUAUGUUCUUCACAGGCCAAAUUUCUCCUUAAUUGUCGGGCUUUGUUGGAGGGGUAGGGGUGGAUUCAAAUCAUACUUUGUGAACAAGUGAUAUCUUCAUCUCAUAGGAUCAGGUCUUUAUUUAUGUGUGAAAGGACUGUAAUGCAGCUGUUCACGACUAAAAAAGGAUAUCAUCUCUUUCGUUGCAGCGGUCAGAGGAUACAGUGAGAGAUGGUUGUUUUAGACCUAUGAGGAAGGUAUUUAUAUCUGUUUGAAGGCUGGACACUUAUUUAUCUCUGUAGAGGCUCAGGGAAUUUGCCUCCAACACAUUAUAUUAGAAAAGUAUAUUUUGCAUAGAGGCCAUAUGUAUACUAGCUAUUUACAAAGACGGUAUUCCAUUAUCAGGGAAAGGGUUUGGAGGAGGUCAGACUUUACCUAUUUUCAUUUGAGGACUUGUCAAGGCUUUCAUUCCUAAUGAUUAACAUUGGUUCAAUUCACAUAUUUAAGCCCCUGAGUUUGGAAUAAUGUCUGAAUAUUUUUUCUUGGCUCUGAAUUCAGCAACAUAAUUUUGUCACUAAUCGGAAUAAUGAUUAAUUUUAGUCUGUGAAGCAUUGAAAAGAGGAUAUUGAAGUUGCUGACAGGAUACAGGAGAGAACAGAAAUGUGAAGCUAGUAUGCUAGUGAAGGGAACUUCAAGUAUACACACAGGUGUAAGAGACAGGAAACGGUUCAAUAAUGGGGAGGUUGUUUUUUUAAUUAGAAUUAGAUGGUUGAGUGGAGGAA
Ylistrum balloti is the source of this 3050-nucleotide messenger RNA. Its product is annotated as coatomer subunit delta-like. Gene Ontology annotation, biological process: retrograde vesicle-mediated transport, Golgi to endoplasmic reticulum; endoplasmic reticulum to Golgi vesicle-mediated transport; Golgi localization. The transcript is spliced from 12 exons. Bases 92 to 1624 code for a protein of 510 amino acids. Lineage: Eukaryota; Metazoa; Mollusca; Bivalvia; Pectinida; Pectinidae. The record is from RefSeq and is a predicted model, not a curated record. Gene Ontology annotation, cellular component: COPI vesicle coat; cytosol.